AGUCACUCACCCCUCCAGCUCCAAUGGCUUCAUAUAGGUCCGUCGAACCUUCCACUGACGGACACUUCUUCUGACACAUCUCAUCAACACGGCGCUUAUCGAUCUGCACCUGAAUGAUUAAAUGUACUGUCGAUCAGGAAUACGCUAAACUGUUAACAACGAGGAAGUGGUCGGUGGUUUGAGAAGUAUCGGGAGAUGUUAUGACCGGAGAGUACACUAACGAAGCUAUGGAUCGCUGCUCCUCUGCCGGGGUCUGUGGGGGGGUCUGUGAGGUCCACGGUCACCUCAGCCCCCCUCCAGAUGAGGAGACCACCGAGGACUGGCUCCUGGUCUCCUCCGACUCCCUGGGGUCCCGGGGCAUCACCAUGGACCUGGAGGAAGAGGAGGAGGAGGAGCAGAGGGGAGAGCUGGAGGAAGGCCGGCCCCCCAAACUGAAGUCCAAGCUGGUGUCUGCCUGGAACAGUCUCAAAUACGGCUGGACUCUAAAGCAGAAGUCCCGCUUUAGUCAAAGUUCCCCAGUGACCAUACUGGGACACUGCUUCCAGCUCAACCAAUCAGGGGCCCGGCGGCAGUUCCACUGCAGCUUCUCUUCCCUGCUCUGGCUGACCUACCGCCGCGGGUUCCCGCCGCUGGCCGGCUGCUCGCUGACCUCCGACAGCGGCUGGGGGUGUGUCCUCCGAACCGGACAGAUGCUGCUGGCCCAGAGCCUGCUGCGUCACCUGAUGCCUCCAGGCUGGACCUGGUCACAUGGCUACCUGGGGGUCCGUGACGACCUGGACCUCCCCUCCACCCCUGAAGGGGGAGGAGCUCCCUGGACGAGGAGACGGAGCCUGGAGCCCCAGCUGGCGGUGCGGGUGGAGGAGGGCCACCGGCGGGUGGUUUCGUGGUUCGGGGACCACCCCGCGGCGCCCUUCGGGGUCCCCCGGCUGGUGGAGCUGGGGCGCAGCUCGGGGAAGCGGGCGGGGGACUGGUACGGACCCUCCAUCGUGGCUCACAUCCUACGGAAGGCUGUGACGGCAGCAGCUGAUGUUCCAAACCUGGCGGUGUACGUGGCUCAGGACUGCACCAUCUACCUGGAGGACGUGAGGCGGCUGUGCCGGGAGCCCCUCCCCAGAGACGGCUCUCUGCAGGGCAGCCCAGGUCUGGCCUGGAAGUCCCUGCUGGUCCUGGUCCCGGUCCGCCUGGGGGGGCAGGACCUCAACCCCUCCUACAUCUCCUGUGUCAAGAGGCUGUUGAUGCUGGAAUGCUGCGUGGGAAUCAUCGGAGGCAAACCGAAGCAUUCUCUGUUCUUCAUCGGAUUCCAGGGGGACUACCUGCUGUAUCUGGACCCCCACUACUGUCAGCCCACCGUGGACGUGAGGCAGGAGCACUUUCCUCUGGAGUCGUUCCACUGUAAGUACCCCAGGAAGAUGUCCUUCAGCCGCAUGGACCCCAGCUGCACCUUCGGUUUCUACGCCAAGACGCAGAAGGACUUUGGCUCCAUGUGCGCCGCCGUCAAUGAGGCUCUGUCUUCUUGUGAGAAGUACCCCAUGUUCAUCUUCUCUGAGGGCCCCAGUCAGGAGACGUGGGGCCCCUCGGAACCCCCAGACCCCCCCUCCCGGACCAGGACGCCCAGCAGCGGCUGCGUGGAGGAGUUUGUGCUCCUCUGACCUCCAUGAAGGCCGGGAGGUGGAGCAGGAAGUGGAGGAGGAGCAGGAAGUGGAGGAGGAACAGGAAGUGGAGGAGGAGAAGGAAGUGGGGGAGGAGCAGGAAGUGGGGGAGCAGCUAGCGGUGAAGAGGAGGUCCUUCUGGAGAAGCCUGGAGAUCAAAUCGGUGCCAACCGGUGGAGACUGUAGUAGUUUUUAUUGGUGUAUUAUUAUGUUAUGAAAGCAUAAAUAUAGCAGUCGAUGUAAAUCUGACAAUGAAGAGGAUUUUAAUGUAAAUAUCAUAUGUUUUAUAUAUUUUAUUUGCUCUUGUGUUAUUGUUUGCCUUUAAAUAAAUAAGACAUCUUUACGAGAUU
Gadus morhua (Atlantic cod) is the source of this 1999-nucleotide messenger RNA. RefSeq names its product cysteine protease ATG4D. The transcript is spliced from 11 exons. Gene Ontology annotation, molecular function: protein-phosphatidylethanolamide deconjugating activity; cysteine-type endopeptidase activity. Gene Ontology annotation, cellular component: cytoplasm. Bases 201 to 1649 code for a protein of 482 amino acids. NCBI's taxonomy places the organism in Eukaryota, Metazoa, Chordata, Actinopteri, Gadiformes, Gadidae. Gene Ontology annotation, biological process: protein processing; C-terminal protein lipidation; aggrephagy. The record is from RefSeq and is a predicted model, not a curated record.